CAACUAAUGAACAAACGCUAAAUGCGAGAAGUCAAAAGUUUUUUCUCAUUUUUUUGGAAUUUUUUCCUCGUAAAUCGUAAUGUCAUUUUUCAAUUUAACUGAACUUGGUGCAGAUAAUAUUGUUAGGGCCUCUGUAACAGAUCAAUCAUUAGAAAGUCGAAAUAAUUCGGCAUCUAAAGAAGGGACACCUGUUUCCUCGAAGUUUGAUGAAACUGUCCUUCCAAAUUCUCUAGCAAACGGAUCACACAAGAAAUACACAGCGCUGCUCCAAAAGCACCAGCGUUCACCUAUUGGUCCAAAUGAAAUAUAUGUAAAACCAGUGACAACCAACAUGAAAUAUGGAUGGUGGAUGAAAGAUGGUGUUGGGAGAGAAUCAUGGACAAAAACAGAGAGGCAUUCUUGUGUUCAUAGUGAAAUGACGAGGUUUGUGGAUGAAAUGUCUUUGACAAACAGAGAGUUCUCCUUAUUUUGAAAAAAACUUUAACCAACAAGACAAUGAAUGAUGCUGAGGACAUUCUUGGAGAUCGCAUGUAAAAUAGUCGUAAAAUAUCUCAGAAAUUUGUGUUUUAGAAUUAAACAAGACUUUGAUAUAAACAAUGUUUUGAUUCGCAAAAAAUCUUUCAGGAAUAGGAUAGAAAAUUUUGAUUUAGAAACCAGUCUGGUCAUUUUUGACUGCAAAAAUAACAUAAAUUUCUUGUAUUUGAAACAGCUUUCAAAAUUAUUUCAUUAGUUUUUGAUGAUUAGAGUCAAGCCAUUUAAAAAAAAUAAAUGACACAACAUGUAA
Messenger RNA from Xenia sp. Carnegie-2017, 784 nucleotides. Its product is annotated as testis-expressed protein 49-like. The record is from RefSeq and is a predicted model, not a curated record. The transcript is spliced from 3 exons. NCBI's taxonomy places the organism in Eukaryota, Metazoa, Cnidaria, Anthozoa, Malacalcyonacea, Xeniidae. The coding region runs from base 80 to 472 and encodes 130 amino acids.